Molecule: messenger RNA, 934 nt
Organism: Brachypodium distachyon (stiff brome)
Lineage: Eukaryota; Viridiplantae; Streptophyta; Magnoliopsida; Poales; Poaceae
Exons: 1
Coding region: 93-494 (133 amino acids)
Source: RefSeq, a predicted model, not a curated record
CCCCGCUCCUGCCACCUCUUAGCAAAACCUCUCACGCACUCUUGUACUCUGUCUUCUCGACCAGCGAAGCCUGGAUCGAGGGAGCGAGCGCCAUGGGGAAUUGCCUCAACGCGGCGUGCAAGCAGCAGCACCGCGAGAUGCGGCGGCGGCACGUGGCGGUGCCGGAGGACAGAGAGGAGGAGGCCGCCUGCAGGAGCAUAGGCCAGAUGCUGCUGCACCAGAAAGAAGAGGAUGAGGAAGAGGAGGCGGUGGCGGAGACGGCGGCGGCGGGGGGGAUGAAGGUGAAGGUGGUGCUGACGAGGGCGGAGCUGGAGUGGCUCAUGGCGCAGCUCAAGAGCGGCGAGCAGCGCCUCGAGGACGUCCUCUGCCAGAUGGGCACCGCCCGCGCCUGCAACGACAAGCCGCCGCCCCACCGCGACGCCAACGCCUGGCGCCCGCGCCUCGAGUGCAUCCUCGAGUGCCCCGAGCCCAACGCCGGCGUCGACGCCACUUAAGCCAAUAAUCAAGGCGCUCUCGUCCAGCUUUUGGGGCUUAGUUAGCUAGCCGCUGUUUGCAUAUAUAGAUCGACCCGUUACGUGUGCCUGGUGUGAUCCGUGGAGAGGCUUCUUGUUUUUUCUUGUUUCUCUUCAGGGGAUCUAGUGGCCGGAUGUAGGGUGAGCAACAGCUUAUCACAGAGCAGUAGUUAAUCGCUCUUCUCUCUUUGUUUCCUUCUCUCCCUUCGAUCUGCUAGCUUGUUGCUCUGUCUUGUUCUGGGGUUUUGCUCUGUCUUGGUGGUUUGUGUACUCUGCUGUAAAUAGUGUGGUCAUCCGGUGAUCUCGUAUAAGAUGCCAACUACCGUACCGUGUGCUGUAGUUUUACAUCAAUCGAAGAUGCAUGUAAGAAAAAAAUUUAGCUCACUUUGUGGUGCAAUCCAGCUGUCAAACUUUUCCGUUAA